ACUUGGGGACCAUGGAGACCCAGAGGGACAGCCCCUCCCUGGAGCGGUGGUCACUGUUGCUACUGCUGCUGGGCCUGGUGAUCACUCCGGCCACCUCCCGGACCCUUAGCUACAGGGAGGCUGUGCUCCAUGUUGUGGAUAGCUUAAACCAGCGGUCCUCGGAGGCGAAUCUCUACCGUCUCCUGCAGCUGGACUCACAGCUUCAGGGAGACGAGAACCCAAACAUCCCAAAGCCUGUGAGCUUCACCGUGAAGGAGACUGUGUGUCCCAAGACGACACAGCAGCCCCUGGAGCAGUGUGAUUUCAAGGACAAUGGGCUGGUGAAACACUGUGAUGGGACAGUCAUCCUGGACUCAGACAGGGACUACUUUGACAUCAGCUGUGAUGAGAUCAUGGGAGUCAAGAGAUUUGGCCAGCUGCGUAAUCUCAUCAGGAGAGGGCGGCAGAAGAUUGGCAGAAAGAUUCAGAGAAUUGGCAGGCAAAUCAAGAAUAUUUUAAAGAAUCUUCGGCCCAGGCAAGUGUCCUAAGGGUCUGCUUUGCCCUGGCUCAGGCUUCUGGACCCUGAACAAUAAAUUUUUGUGAAAGCAA
Neomonachus schauinslandi (Hawaiian monk seal) is the source of this 588-nucleotide messenger RNA. It is a transcript of the gene CAMP, whose product is annotated as cathelicidin antimicrobial peptide. Gene Ontology annotation, cellular component: extracellular region. Gene Ontology annotation, molecular function: lipopolysaccharide binding. The transcript is spliced from 4 exons. Lineage: Eukaryota; Metazoa; Chordata; Mammalia; Carnivora; Phocidae. Bases 12 to 527 code for a protein of 171 amino acids. The record is from RefSeq and is a predicted model, not a curated record. Gene Ontology annotation, biological process: antimicrobial humoral immune response mediated by antimicrobial peptide; innate immune response; defense response to Gram-negative bacterium.